Rubroshorea leprosula is the source of this 2725-nucleotide messenger RNA. The record is from the annotation of a GenBank genome assembly. Lineage: Eukaryota; Viridiplantae; Streptophyta; Magnoliopsida; Malvales; Dipterocarpaceae.
AAAUCCCUAUGACCUCAAAAUUUCCCGAGAAAAUCCGUUCAUGUUUUCUUAAUUAAAGAUUUUCUUCCUAGCCAAACACCCCGAAAAUGGAGCCUCGUCGCACCUCACGCACGGUCAGCGAUCCGAAGGUCCGCCAAGUUGGGUUCUUCACCUCCCAACACCACCACCAUCACCAUCACCACCUCCCCGAACGGUCCUUUUCGGAGCCUCCGCUUCCCGACCCGUUCCACACCUCUACUUCCACAUCCUCUGCUCCUGUUACGGACGUCUCUCCGUCCGGAAACUUGCUCUCCCCCGUUAUGAUCCUUCCUUCACGUCACCACUCCGAUAACCUGCACCGUCUUUCUCAUCGGGCCACUUCCCCUACGGCUUCGUUUUCUUACUUCGCUCGCGCUGUGGUCGUCCGAGAAAACGAUGACAGCCUCUUAUCUCCUGGAAGGAGAGGCAUUGCGGUGAAAUCUCCCUCCUCCGUAGUUGCAGCAUCGUCGUUUCCCAAAGGUGGGUUCGACUUAACCGCUGUCAAGGCGAGUAGCGUUCCUGCUAGUAAGCUAACCACUGUGUCAGUCGUCAAUUUGCCUCCUGGCAUUUCGGAAAAGGCUGGUGGUGCAUCAGUUGAAGUCCAGAAUGAUCGACCUGCAAAGUCGAAGCCAUUGAAACAGAAAACUUCUAAAGCUGAAAGGCGUGCAACACAAGAGGCCCAACGGGCUGCCAAAGCUGCUGCAAAAGCAUUCUUUAAUCUGCUACUAAAGCUAGCUGUGGAUUUAUACUCAUUAGCUGAAGGAAGUAAGACAUCAGCUGCAGUACCUGGGCCCGUGAAUUCAGCAAAUACCAAGACGGCUAAAUCUCCAAAGUCCCCUUCACAGAAGAAUGAUGCUGUGUCAGUUGCAGCUGCUGAGAAGAAGGCAGGUGAUCGCCAAUUAGAGAAAGAUAGAAAGAAAGAUGUUCCUCAUCCACGCAUGCAAUAUGAUGAUCAGAGCCGAGUUGAAAAGGCCAAAAGGCGUGCAGUGGUAAAACAAACAGAGGCAAGGAACAGAGUUGAAUUGUUCAGGCAUUUGCCCCAAUAUGAACACGGAACUCAGCUUCCUGAUCUUGAGUCAAAGUUUUUCCAACUUGAUCCAAUGCAUCCUGCUGUCUAUAAGGUGGGAUUACAGUAUUUAUCUGGAGAUAUAUGUGGUGGUAAUGCUCGUUGUAUUGCAAUGCUUCAAGCUUUCCAAGAGACCAUUAGAAGCUACUCAACACCACCUGAAAAAUCUCUAGUUAGAGAUUUAACUGCAAAAAUAAGUAGCUAUGUUUCUUUCUUAAAUGAAUGCCGGCCCCUUUCAAUCAGCAUGGGGAAUGCAAUAAGGUUCCUAAAGAGUACAAUUGCCAAGUUGCCUCUAUCUAUGUCUGAAUCAGAAGCAAAAGCAACUCUUCAGGCUGAUAUUGACCGUUUCAUAAAUGAGAAGAUUAUCCUUGCAGACAAUGUGAUAGUCAAGCAUGCUGUUACAAAGAUCAGAGAUGGUGAUGUUCUUCUAACAUAUGGGGCAUCCUCUGCAGUUGAAAUGGUAUUGCUGCAUGCUCAUGAGCUUGGAAAGCAAUUUCGUGUCGUGGUGGUAGACUCUCGCCCAAAACUUGAAGGACAAUUAUUACUCCGUAGGUUGGUUGGAAGGGGCCUUGGCUGUACAUACACUCAUAUAAAUGCUGUUUCCUAUAUUAUGCAUGAAGUUACUCGAGUUUUUCUGGGUGCUUCAUCAAUUUUGUCAAAUGGGACGGUUUAUUCAAGAGUUGGUACUGCUUGUGUAGCUAUGGCUGCUCAUGCAUUUGGCGUACCAGUAUUAGUAUGUUGUGAAGCCUAUAAAUUCCAUGAAAGGGUACAGCUUGACUCAAUAUGCUUUAAUGAACUUGGUGAUCCUGAUGCCAUCUCAAAGGUUCAUGGUAGAGAAGAAAUUAACUAUUUGGAUGGUUCGACCAACAGUGAAAAUCUACAGCUUCUGAAUCUGACUUAUGACGCAACUCCUUCAGAUUAUGUUUCUAUAGUGAUCACAGAUUAUGGAAUGGUCCCACCAACAAGCGUGCCUGUCAUUGUGCGAGAAUAUCGGAAAGAGCACUUAUGGAUAUAGCAUAGAUGGCUAAACGAUGGAUCAAUGGGGGCUUCUCAAAAAUUUUGCCAACGCUGCGAACUGUCUUAUUGGCCAUUCGGGAACAAUAAGAGCAGCGAAUGUCCUGAGUUGCUUCCGUCUUUUUUUGUUUCUCGUUCUCUUUUUUGUUUUUUGGGGUAUCCUUCACAGAAUAAAGGCUAUUUAGCCUAAUGGUUUUGAGUCUUUUGGCAAUGUGUUCCCUUUUUACCUGACUCUGUGAAGAGCGCGAUCCGUCGCCUCUCCGGGCAGAAUUGGGACCCUGUUGUCAUUACUUUGUAGUUUGUAGUGAGUUUUGUACCUCCGGCGUUUAAACAAAGAUUUUUCUCAGUUGUUGUGGGAAUCUGUUUAUCAAAACUUACCUCCUUGGUUUCUUCUUUUAUUAUCCCAAGAUGGUUAAUGAUGGUGAAUGCGUCGUAAUGAUGCUUGAGUUGCUGCAAUUUCCCAAAUGUUUGGAGAUAGGUUCCUCAACAUUAGUUGAAAGGUUGGAGUUGGGUUCAUGCUGACCUAAUGCCUCUCUGGUUUUUUUUUAAUGGUGUUGUAAGGAUAAUUUUAUUAUAUUAUUUUUUAUAUAAUUUUUAUGUGUCAUUAAAUGAAUGGAUGUAUUCAAU